AUGGCCGGUCAGGGCUUCGCCGCGCGCAUCGCUGAUCGGCGUGCGGAGCGUCCCAUGAAAACGCCGGGAGGGCGGGGGGAGCUGUCACUCAGCCGGCCCUACCUGGCACGCGGAGGGCGAAGCGCGGGCCGCCGCGGCCCCGUCACGCCUCUCCAGCACCCGGGCUGCGGGACACGCGUGCCGGUUCCCUCACAGCAGCGAGGGCCGUCUCGCCUCUCGCCCACGUCGCUCGCGGGGCCUGCGCUCUCGCCCACCCACGUCCGCGGCGGCCCCUUUUCUGCCUUCCAGAGGCCUCCGCCGCGCCUCCGCCCUCGUUCCUCUGGGCCGCAGGCAUCCACCGCCAGCCGGCCUGCCCUUCGCUUGCCCUUCCGACCCAAUUCCUACCGAAUCCCGCUUCCCACCGUCGGGGCCUCGAGGAGACCGAUGUUUUUACAGACGCGCACCCCAACGCUGGCGGGGUCGCCACAGCCACACCCCAGAGAAAGGGGAACCAUGUCUCGACUGAGGUAUAAAGAUACUCGGAAUGACACAUGGAUGUGCAGAACUUCAGAGCCAAACCCAACCUUGUCCAAGAUCUUGGAAUGUCCCAGCAGCAUCCCACCCCUUUGGAUGGACAUUAGCUGCAGUCUAGGGUGUAAGAUAGGGUAAGGGAAGAAUAAUGAAGGAGGUAGCUGUGGUGAUAGGGUUAGUUGCGUUAAAUGAUUUUCCUUUUUUUUUUUAUUCAACUGUAAAAAUCGUAGUGGGUGCCAAUAAAAAAUACGCUCCUGGAAUUGUUAGGAGGCAUAUUACAUAGCAAACAAACAUGGGGAGUAGAGUCAGAAGUGAAUAAAAAUAUAAAAAAUAUGAAAGCAUCCCAGUCUUUCAACUAUACAAGUGUGCAUAACUCAUCAGAAUAAAACCAUCAUGGGAACAUUUUAAUUACUGCUGUCAGUGUCUGCCUCACAGGAAUCAACUUCUCUAUGUGCACAGCCAUUUAUGUGCCUGCUCUUAGAGUGCAGUUUUUUCAUGGCAGGGACCAAAUGUGUAUAAAGUUUGCACAACAACAAGCACAAAAUGCUUCUGAAUCUCCCCUGACCCAAUGUAUGAGGCCUCCUUUUAGGAGCCCUAUGGCAAGUGCACUGUUAUAUCCUGUUACAUGGCAGGGGAGGGACACAAGGCCAGUGAGACCGUUUUCCUUCCUUCCAGCACCUUGCCAAGGAGCAUAUUUUCCAGUUGAGAUGCCCCUCUCCGACUCCCUGACCCCAGCUGCUAGACACAGCUGGAUCACAAGUUAGGCUUACCCAGUGGACUUGGCAUCUGGUGUCCCAGAAUGGAAGAAGCUGAGAUGUAAAUGACUGAGGUAUGGAGGUAAAGGUAGGAGAGCACCAGAAGAAAAUUAAAUGCAUGAAUCUCAUUUAGUUUGGAUGAGGUGAGACAGAUUUUUAUUGAGACCACCUUUCAAAAAUAUAUGUAAAAUAACUGAAAAUUGAAAAGUUCACACUAAAAUUAAAUAGGGAGAGUAGUGAUAGAGACACAAAAAACGGGGCCAAAAUGACAUCAAGAGAUCUCUUAAUCCACCCUCCUGUGCCAAGGCUGGAUAAAUGAGAGAGAUAUGGUUAUGGACUGAUGUAUGUUUGAUUAUUCUAAAGUAUUUAAUCUAAAGCAGAGAAUUCCACAAUUUUCUCCUACAUUCUUGCCUAGCGUUUAUUGUCAGAAAGUUUUUACUAAUGUAACUCUUCCAUGAUGUAAUUUUAGCACAUUCUUUUCUCAUGCUAUCCACAAUGGACGUGGAGAACAGAUGACAAUCUCUGAUUAUUUGAAAGCCUCUCACAUCUCUCCAGUCAUUCAUUCAAUAAAUUAAACCCCUAGCUCUUUCAUUCUUGCCUCACAGGACAUGUUUUCUAAUUCUCCAGUCAUUUUCCUUUCUUUCCUUUGGAUUGCCU
Messenger RNA from Aquila chrysaetos chrysaetos, 1922 nucleotides. RefSeq lists its product as uncharacterized. Bases 1 to 648 code for a protein of 215 amino acids. The transcript is spliced from 4 exons. Lineage: Eukaryota; Metazoa; Chordata; Aves; Accipitriformes; Accipitridae. The record is from RefSeq and is a predicted model, not a curated record.